This is a messenger RNA of Cooperia oncophora, 462 nucleotides long. Lineage: Eukaryota; Metazoa; Nematoda; Chromadorea; Rhabditida; Trichostrongylidae. The record is from the annotation of a GenBank genome assembly.
AUGAUUAAAAUUGGACUAGAAUGGUUCGCUACACGAAAAGGUCUGGGCGCCACGAGUCAUCUUGAGACAGGAGGAUUUGCAAGAUCAAAUGACAAAGUUGAACAUCCUGAUAUUCAGUUCCAUUUCCUACCAUCCACUGUCCAUGAUGACGGUCGGACAGUUGCUAGCUGUCAUGCGUACCAGGUUCAUGUGGGUAAUAUGCGGACGAAGUCUAAAGGGUGCAUCAAGUUAGCUUCCAACGACCCGAGGCGACACCCGAUCAUUGACCCGAAUUACUUGGACCAUGAUGAUGACUGGAAAGAGUUCAGAAAAUGUGUACGGUUAUCACGCGAAAUAUUCGCCCAGAAGGCUUUUGAUCCAUAUCGUGGCGACGAGUUGUCACCUGGUAAGGACGUCACGACGGAUGCUCAAAUAGAUAAUUUUAUUAAGCACAUGUCGGCAUCCGCAUAUAUCGCAUCUUAG